ACUCCCGAGGCUCUAUCUGGAGGGAACCCUUAAGUCUGCACUUCUCGCAUUCACUACCCAGUGCUGCUUUCGGCUCAGAAUUCAGCUCCGAGCCCGGAGAGGUCGGCUUCCCGUUCCCACAACGCUCUGCGAAGCACGCGGCGCCUGUUGGGAGCUGUAGUUCUCGCUCUGCGUACUGCGUCCACCGAGGGGGAGGGCGGAGCUGCCGGCGGCCCGGGCGGGCUGGCAGCUAGAGUGGGUGCGAUUACCGCCUCCGCCUCUGCCGCCUCCGCCGUCGCCUCCUCCGCACGGGCGGUUCGCUGCUGCGCGGGGAGAGCGAGGCGGGGCCGCCGGGGCCGCCAUGGAGCCCGACUCGGUGAUUGAGGACAAGACCAUCGAGCUCAUGUUACCGAAGUGCAUGUUUGGGAUUUUGUUGAAGAAAGCUGGAUACAGUAAACGGAAAGGAUCUUGGGAGCUGCUUGACUGCUGUCUUUUCUCAGACUAGUCUGAAAGGGAACCCCCCAUUCACUCUGGAUCGGUGGAUCUGAAGUACAGAAUAUUGUCCAGUGUUCUGUGCCAAGGUCUUUGUGGCUAGGCUGCGCCAACCUGGUAGAGAGCAUGUGCGCACUGAGUUGCCUGCAGAGCAUGCCCAGUGUCAGAUGUCUCCAGAACACUUCAGUUAUGGAGGAUCAAAAUGAAGAUGAGUCCCCCAAGAAAAAUACUCUUUGGCAGAUAAGUAAUGGAACAUCGUCUGUGAUCGUCUCCAGAAAGAGGCCAUCAGAAGGAAACUAUCAAAAAGAAAAAGACUUGUGUAUUAAAUAUUUUGACCAGUGGUCGGAAUCGGAUCAAGUGGAAUUUGUGGAGCACCUGAUUUCCCGGAUGUGUCAUUACCAGCAUGGACACAUUAACUCCUACCUGAAGCCCAUGUUGCAGCGGGACUUCAUUACCGCCUUACCAGAGCAAGGCUUAGAUCACAUAGCAGAAAACAUCCUUUCCUACCUGGACGCCAGGUCUCUGUGUGCGGCGGAGCUGGUCUGCAAAGAAUGGCAGCGUGUGAUCUCCGAGGGAAUGCUGUGGAAGAAGCUGAUUGAGCGGAUGGUGCGCACGGACCCCCUGUGGAAGGGACUUUCCGAAAGAAGAGGGUGGGAUCAGUACCUGUUUAAAAACAGACCCACAGAUGGCCCUCCCAAUUCAUUUUAUAGGUCAUUAUACCCAAAGAUUAUCCAGGAUAUAGAGACUAUAGAAUCUAACUGGCGGUGUGGACGACACAACUUGCAGAGGAUUCAGUGCCGCUCUGAAAAUAGUAAAGGUGUCUACUGUUUACAGUACGAUGAUGAGAAGAUUAUCAGUGGGCUACGAGACAAUUCUAUUAAGAUUUGGGACAAAACCAGCCUGGAAUGUUUGAAAGUGUUGACGGGGCACACGGGCUCCGUCCUCUGUCUGCAGUACGAUGAACGUGUCAUUGUGACCGGCUCCUCGGACUCCACAGUGAGAGUCUGGGAUGUGAACACGGGCGAGGUUCUGAACACGUUGAUCCACCACAAUGAGGCUGUCCUGCACUUACGCUUCAGCAACGGACUGAUGGUGACCUGCUCCAAGGACCGCUCCAUCGCGGUGUGGGACAUGGCUUCUGCCACCGACAUCACUCUGCGCCGGGUCCUGGUUGGCCACCGCGCUGCUGUCAACGUAGUGGACUUUGAUGAUAAGUACAUCGUGUCUGCCUCUGGUGACAGAACCAUCAAAGUCUGGAGUACGAGUACCUGUGAAUUUGUUCGUACUCUGAAUGGGCACAAGCGAGGCAUUGCCUGUCUCCAGUACAGGGACCGGCUGGUUGUUAGUGGAUCAUCAGAUAAUACCAUCAGGCUAUGGGACAUUGAAUGUGGCGCCUGCUUAAGAGUCCUAGAGGGACAUGAAGAGCUGGUGCGGUGCAUCCGGUUCGACAACAAGAGGAUUGUCAGCGGGGCCUAUGACGGGAAAAUUAAAGUUUGGGACUUGCAAGCCGCUCUCGACCCGCGAGCCCCAGCAAGCACGCUGUGUUUGCGCACCUUGGUGGAGCAUUCUGGUCGUGUGUUUCGGCUACAGUUUGAUGAAUUUCAGAUCAUCAGCAGCUCUCACGAUGACACUAUUCUGAUUUGGGAUUUCUUAAAUGUGCCUCCCAGUGCCCAGAAUGAGACCCGUUCUCCCUCCAGAACAUACACUUACAUCUCCAGAUAACAGUCUGCACUUUACCCGUUUCAGGGUUUCCUAUUUUUGAACUACUGGCUACAUGGCUACCAAAUGCCUAAGGAGUUCUUCACAGCUGAGUUAUGAAGCUGGAAUUGGUUCUAGACGCUGGGUAGAUGCAAAGCAGCCAACUCAAGUACCGACAUUUCUCACCUCCGGUUCCGGCCUCCGCUCUGAGAAGGGUCCCUUAGCUUCCACCGACUUCAAGUAGGACCGAAGCCCAUCUCCUCCCCAUCAGUGAACAGAUCUCAUGCUUCAGAUGUAAAUUGGUCAGAUAAAAGGAACAUCCAGUCUGUUUCCCAGAAGUAAAUCGACAGAGAAGACUUGACCUCUAAUUUAUAUUGCUUUGCACUUUGGUCUGCUACUAAGAAACAGCAUUCUUUGGUGAGAUUUUGGGUGCCAAACACCUACCCAGAAUGCCCAGGGCUUUCCUUUGCAGAAGUUUCCUUUUGACUGUCCACAUCAUUCUGAAUUCUGACUUGUAUUAGGAAUAUGUUGGACAAUGGAAAAAUUUCUCUGGAUUGUUUUAGUAAUAUUUUUUGGAUUCUACUUCCUUUUGGUAUCAUUUCUCUUAAUUUAAAGAACUGUAAGCCGGUUAUAUUAUCUCCCGACAGGUAAUAUAGCUCUUUUCUUUUAUUAACUGUUCUUUGUACCCAACCCGCUCCUGAUACUCGGUAGAGGAACACCUUUACACAUGUGCUUGCCUCCUAAUUUAAAUACUGUACCCGCAUGUAGAUAUGAUGUACAUAACAGUUUAACCUCAAGGUUGCUGGAGUCGGCCCCGUGCCUGAGACACUAAUACAGAGUGUGUUCCCACGUAGCCAUGGGCUGGGCUCAAGAAACCGAUGCCAGGGUUACUGUGGAUUCCCUAGACCCUCCUGCAGUAUUCAUACGGUGUUUUUAUUUUGUCAUUGUCGUGUGUGUGUGUGUGUGUGUGUGUGUGUGUGUGUGUGUGUGGUGUUUUUAAUGGGAAUCUUGUUUUAAAAUGUAAUUUCUAAAGUUUAACAGAAUGUUUCUUUGUGGGGUAGUAUAUACAAUAGAGAGGUACCUGAGAAUUCUUUUGUUCUUUUCCUCAUGAGAACUCCUGAGUGCUAGUGGUCCCUUCCCAUGGUAUUCAUUUGACUUCACCGUCAAAAACCAGGAUUCUGUGCGUUAGUAACCCUGGGCAGGGAAGAACGGGAAGGCCCUACUGACGGGCCCCGGAAAUCAUGCAUCUGGCUCGUGGGGACGGUGGCAGGCCCCGCGUGUGAACUGGUGUCCGCGCACCAGGUCAGGCUGGUGCCGAGGCCUGUCGAGCGGAAGGGUACUCCGACCUGGUGCAAAGCCUCAGACUCACCAAUCCCACCCGUCGCCUCCGGGGGCGUUGGCUGCUGUGGCCCCGGCAGGUUCACAGGCUCUCGCGUGCUCGGCAACCGACUGCUAAUGGCUCGAUCAUGCUGACUGCGUGGGAAGGGCUGGAGCGCCCAGCUGUCACUCCUUCCCCUUGCUCCAUACUAGGUUUUGAUUUGCCCCUCGCCAUUGUGUCCAAAGAUCAAGGAACGUCAAUAACAUUUAAAGGACCAAUAGAACCUCCUGGUGAUGAAACCUCUUCCCGUGGAAGCACACUACUCCGACAGAAGGUCCCUGGGCUCGGUGUUGUCUUCGCGUGGGGAACGGUGUGGGGAUCAACGCGUGUGUGAUUUGUUUAUCGGGUUGGCUUGGCUUUUUCCUUUUUUUAAACAUCCUUCCCUCCCACAUUACUAAAUUUCUGUUCUUGAGAAAUUGAGCCUCACAGUGUAAAAAAAUUGCCUCCAUUCAUAAGGUAGAUGUUGUAAGCUUGACAGAGGUUGUGAAAGUGAUGUAACUUUUAACGCUCUUCAUCUUACAGCGCUCCUAGCGGAACGACUGGGAGAGCCCGGGGCGGGGGCGGGUGGGGAGGAGGCAAUUGUGAACGAAUGGACUUUCUGUUGUUUUUGCAUGUUUAAUAUAAAGUUCUUGUUCCUUGGGAGAUCAUGGCCUUUGAACAUGCACACGACCUUUGAAUUGUGCCUACCAAAUUAUAGCAGGGACUUUGGCAGCCAAGGAAUCCUGACUCUGGGAGUAUAGUCAUAAUUCCCAGCCGUACUCUGGACUUUAUUUUGCUAACCCAUAAUUGAGCAACUGUAAAUUACUGCUAUAUUAAUGUUUGAAAGCACUGGUUUAGUCUAAUUCUAACUUGUAAUUAAUUAUGUUUGCCAAUUAUCUGUUUGAAAUAAAUUUGUGUCUGGACAGCUAUUGAAACUGUUAAAUUGUACAGAUAUUAUUCAUGACAGCUUUGUACUGUGGAAUGUGCUUAAUAAAAAACAAAAAGUUGACCUUUGUCCAAUAAAUUGCUAAGUAAUGUCAAUAAAUCAAGUAUGAGUAUUAUGCAGUACAUCUAACCUGGCUUCAUGCAACUGUUACUUCAGCUACUAAUUCAAAGCCAAUACUCUUAAUAAAGUGUUGCAAUGCUCUGA
This is a messenger RNA of Myotis davidii, 4676 nucleotides long. RefSeq names its product F-box and WD repeat domain containing 11 (gene FBXW11). NCBI's taxonomy places the organism in Eukaryota, Metazoa, Chordata, Mammalia, Chiroptera, Vespertilionidae. The transcript has 15 exons. The record is from RefSeq and is a predicted model, not a curated record. Gene Ontology annotation, molecular function: protein dimerization activity. The coding region runs from base 598 to 2193 and encodes 531 amino acids.